This is a messenger RNA of Strigops habroptila (Kakapo), 1417 nucleotides long. RefSeq names its product SH3 domain containing 21 (gene MNMIP1). Gene Ontology annotation, molecular function: protein binding. The record is from RefSeq and is a predicted model, not a curated record. Lineage: Eukaryota; Metazoa; Chordata; Aves; Psittaciformes; Psittacidae. The transcript has 11 exons. The coding region runs from base 1 to 1233 and encodes 410 amino acids.
AUGCACAGACCCCUCCCAGCGCCGGAGGAUGAGGCAGAGCCGUGCCCGGCGGCGCAGCGCUCAGCACCCAUCCUGCAGCCAGAGCCGGACCCGGAGCCGCGGCUCUGCCGGGCCCUGUUUGACUACAGCCCAGAGCUGCCGGAUGAGCUGCCGCUGCGGCAGGGGGAUGUCAUCCAGGUGCUCAGCAAGCACACAGGGGUCGAGGGCUGGUGGGACGGGCAGUGCCGGCACCGGGGAGGGCUCUUCCCCAGCAACUUUGUGGAGCUCCUGCCGGUGUCCACGCUGAAGCCAGCGAUGCCAUCCUGGGAUGCGGAGUCCAAUGAGUCCGGCCAAGAUGGGCACCCAGCCCCGGUGCCCUCAGUGUCCCACCGCGCAGCCCCACGGCCUGGUGUGAGGUGGGUUGGGGCAGCCCAGGAGCCGGCGGUGCCGGGGGGCAGGAGGAGCCCCGUGGGGAGUGAGGAUGUGGCAUGGACCAGCACCGAGAUGCUCUCGACUUCAACUUCCUUCCCAGCGCGGUUUCCUCCGGCGUCACGUGCGCGGUGUGGGGUCGCGGCAGCUGGGGGAGCCGGGCACAGCACCGCGCCGCUCGGCCUCAGGGGCAGCCCCGCGCCGGCAGCAGCCUGUAAGACAGCGAAGGACGAGGAGGGGGAGCACCUGAAGCUCGCGGCACCGCUGGGGAUGGAGCCGGCCAAGCAGCCCCCCAGCAAGAGGAUGGCUCCUGCUCCCCCCGUCCCUGCCAAGGCCAAACCAGCCCCUGCAAUGACAAGCAAGCCCGGUGGCCCCCAGCCCUGCGCCUCAGACACGGAGCGGGGCAGAGCCGGUGAUGCAGAUGCUGAUGGCUUCAAUGUGGUGCCGGUCACCACGGCCCGGCUGAGCCACCCCACGGCCACACGUCCCCGGGUACCAGGCCAGCGGCCGCCCAGCCUCACCCCGGGGGGCGCGGGGGGUCCCUGCAGUGGGGACCAGCCACGGGGGACGCCCCACACCAGCGCGGGGCAGGCGCCGGCCCCACCGUGGAGCACGGAGGUGCUGGUGGCGCCGUGUCCAAAGGAGACGCUGGCCCUGGAGCACCUGAAGGCAGAGGUCCGGUCCCUGCACCUCCUGGUGGACCUGAUGCGGGUGCAGCACCUGCGGGACCUGGAGGACGUGAGGCUGGAGCUGGGGCAGGAGCGGGCCAAGCGCCAGGCUCUGCAGGCAGAGAUCGAGCUGGUGAGGAAGGUGCUGCCCUGCUGAUCGUGGCCGGGGGCUGCGGUGCUCCGGGGGGGCUCAUGGUGCUGUGCCCGGUUCUGCACUGGUUGGGGUGCAGGAUGCCCACCCCGCAGCCCAGCGCUGUGUUCUGUGGCACAGCGUGGCCCCGAGGCCGGACAACAGCCCCAUGGCACAGGGAUGGUGUUUGAAAUAAACUGUUCUGGGUACA